Xenopus laevis (African clawed frog) is the source of this 6108-nucleotide messenger RNA. RefSeq names its product fibronectin type III domain containing 7 L homeolog (gene fndc7.L). The record is from RefSeq and is a predicted model, not a curated record. The coding region runs from base 3156 to 5615 and encodes 819 amino acids. NCBI's taxonomy places the organism in Eukaryota, Metazoa, Chordata, Amphibia, Anura, Pipidae. The transcript is spliced from 14 exons.
AGACAGGCUCAGGCUUUUCCGCCACACACGGUUGCGGGUUUCCAGCCAAAUUGGGCUACUAAUUUAAAGCCCUGGCGGGGUUUGAAAGUACAAACUAGCCAAGGUACAGAUUUGGGCUUUUGGCUGCUUUGUACUUCGCAAACCAGCCAAAGCUUUUCUUGCCCUAAUGUGAAAAGCCUGCGUCUCCCAGUGCAUGUUGGGUAAUGAAGUUUUUGCUUAAUUUGCAGACUCUCCUGUUUAAUGUAAGACUACAAUACCCAGCAUGCAAUGGGACUGACUUGUGUAGUUACCAGAUUUUAGGCUCUGUACCUAGGGUUGCCACCUGGCCAGUAAAAAUGAGGGUCGAUCCCAAUGAUAUUCAUAGGGGAAAAAAGAGAAAUAUAUAGCAAGUAUUUCAUUUAUUUUUUAGACUUUUGUUCAUUGCACAUAUUGUGCUAUUUUUGGGCUACUUUUAAAGUGCCUCUUGGCUAUUUUUGGGCUGGUUUUGUAGCUGACUUUGGCUGGUUUUGAAUAUUAGACCUGGCAACCCUGCGGGCGUCACACUUUAUUGUUGUGUCGCUGUUAGUCGUAAAGGCCAGGGGUACCUGUAGAGCCUUUGGAAGUUUCAGACUGUGUCUGUGUGAUAACUGAGCCGUCUUGACUCAUUUUACUCAGGCGAAUAGAUAGUUUAAAUUCAGGUGAAGAGAUGUGAUUUACAGAAUGUCACAUCCUUUUAGUUUGUUUGUGAUGAACAUUUUAUGAGGCUGUGCCUUAUUAUUACCCUAAAUAGAGAGGGUCAAAAGAUCACUAAUAUGUGAUAAUCAUUUAUUUGACUGGUCAUCUUUAUUUAUAUAGUGCUAGCAAGUUAAACAGCUUUACAUUCAUUUAUUUAUAUAUUCAUUCAUAUAUUGACGGUUAAAUAAAAAUGGAAAAUUCAAUUUUUUUCAUUUUUAAAAGGUUUUAAUUGAAGCAGAUGCUGGCACACCAUGCAGGGAGAUUAGUGGAUCAUGAUAAAUUGGCUCUACAGCAACUAAUCUCCCGGAAAUGCUUUCCUGACAGCAAUAAUGUGAAUUGCAGGUGGGAAACCAUACGUGUUGCUUUGUUUUUCUGAAGUUGCCCGAAGUUUCCUCAUGAGGAAACUUAGGGUGACUUUGGAAAAACAAAGUUAUGUACAGUAACGUAACUAGCAGGGGGUGGGUACGGGUGGGCGGACCCCUCUCCGUACGCAAUUUUCACUGCGGCUGCACAGGUCCGGACUGGCAAUCAGUGGGUUCUGGCAAAUGCCAGAGGGACUGCUGGAAGUUGCCAUAGACAGUCAAUAUUUAUUGGGCUGGUGGGGGCUGCUUGGGCCUCUGUGUACUUGGAAUGCCUGGGCCUAUUGUGAAUCCUAGGGUGUGCUAACUGAGGGGGUGCGGACCCUCGUCAGAUCACAUGGUGAUGUGUAUGUUUUACCACUAACAAUCUAUAUUAUUGUGUUUACAUUUAUAUGGCCUGGGAGACCAGAACGGCUGCCUCCUUGACUACUAUGAUGCAAAGCGAUAUUGUGUUAUUUUUAUUCUCCCAAAGUCACCCAACUUUAACUUCAGAAAAACAAAUUAUUAAGGCCCAGGAGAUCGGAUGCCUCCUUACCUCUUGGUGCAUGGCUAUAUUACUGUGAGACAAGAUAUUACUGUAAGAUGUGCUAUUUUUGUUUUCCAAAAGUCACCCAAGGUUUCCUUGUAAGAAAACAAAGUGACACGUAUGUUUUCCCACACGCAAUUUAUAUUAUUGCGUUACAUUAUUAUGGCUGGGAGACUGGCACAGCUCUGCCUCUUGGUGCAUCUGUGGGCUCCCGUCAGAAUAAAUACAAAAUGUGUUUUCACAAUUCUUUGUACACACUGGAAUUUCUUGUGUGAGCUUACUGGUACCUCAAAAUCUGUGUGCACUUGCACAAGCGCACAUCUUAGGGGGGAACAUUGCUUGAAACCCUAUGGAUUUGAAACAAGUCUGUUCCAACCAAACUUUCUAUUUGGUACACCUUCCUUUGUUAAAGUGUGGACAGUCUAUAGUCCCAUGUCUAGAUUUAAGCCGUCCACUAGAUUGUCACAUAUACAAUUUUCACAUAUAUGAAAUGUCAAAAAUUAUCAGUGAAAAUUGGUUACAUAGUUAAAUCAGGUUGAAAAAGGAGCAUCAAGUUCAACCCCUCCAAACAAACCCAGCAUCCAUUACACACACCUGCAUAUACUCAUACCUAUACCAACUAUAGAUUUUAGUAUAACAAUAUCCUUGGAUAUUAUGCUUUUCCAAGAAAUCAUCCAAGCCACUCUUAAAAGCAUUAACAGAAUCAGCCAUCACAACAUCAUAAGGCAGUGCAUUCCACAACCUCACUUUUCAUCGCUGUGAAUAACCAUCUACACUGGUGGUGAACAGAAUUGUUUUUUGCAUUGGGGCAAGGUGACACCCCUGGGAUAUUUAAGAUACAUUUACAUUUUUUUAACCAGACUUUUGUCUCAUAUAGUUCAAAGAGUGCAUUUGAUUUCUUUGCACUAGAGAUGCUCUCUCUCUGUCUCCACCAAGACAGGCCACAGCAGUCCCAUGAUCACCCCAGAUGGUGAAACCCAUUCUCUGUAACUUGAAAUUAAAUUGUUGCAAGUCUGAAAAUAUAUAUUAGUGGACCCAGGUAAUAAAGUUUACAACAAAUUACCUGUGCCAUGAUAAAUUCUCAAAAAGUGGUAUAUAGUAUAUGGUAAAGUAAAUAUUUCUCAAACACUUUGUCCUAUAGUUGCUAAUUACAUUUUAAUACCUUUUGCGAGCAAGAAUGAUAAAAGGUUGAGAAAUUAUCAGUGUUACACUGAAGGUCAACAUACACACACAACUCAUACCUUGUAAUAUGAGACAUGAUUAACCAUACAAAGGCAUUACACAAAACAUUAAACAAUUUCAGUUAAUUUAUUUUUAUAUUAUAAUACAUUGAGUUACACGGAUUAUCUUUCCGAAGUGAAGGUGUUAAUAAGUCCCAGCGUGAUACUGUAUUUCUCACAAUAUACCAAUGCAGCCUCCACCCUCGUUCAAUGAAAAGGCUGCAGGGAGGGUUCUUACACAGACCUUUAUUCUUCCCUAUCACUCUUGUGGGCAUUCUGCAUAAUCCUUCUUGUGAACAGACGUCUAGUAAGGUGCAGCAUUGUUCUACAUAGAAAAUGGGAGCAGAACCACCAAAUCGCUCCAUCAUUCUCUUAUUCCUUCUUUCCUCACUACUACCAAUGGCAUCGUGUUCAGAUUUUUCUAUAUCUAUAUUUGAAGUCACAUCAAGAAGUUUCUAUGUUCAGUGGUCCAAGGUUCCUGGUGCCAUGUCUUACAAAAUCUCAGCAUCCCCAGACAUAUUAACAGGCGAGCCAGCAUUUUCAGUGUUUGAUGCAACUACCAUAAUUGGAAGUGUAAACACACUUCUCCCAAAUACCAAUUAUCAGGUUACUGUUGAAGCCAUGAACGAAUAUGGCGCUGUUCUUGCUCAGGCUCAAACAUCUCAUUUUACAGCUCCUGAGGUUCCCAGCAUUGACCAGACUUAUUCCAAGCUAAGUGGCAGCAUUACUGUGGAGUGGACUGAUGUGCCAGGGGCCACAAGCUAUCAAGUGACAGCUCAGGAUGGUGAAUCCUUUUUUCAGACAAUUGUCUCAAGUUCUCCAGGAACUGUUACUGGCUUGCAGGGUGCCACAACCUACACAAUACGUGUACGUUCCAUAAAUUCUGCUGGCAAGAGUCAGCCGUCUCUUCCCAAGAUGGCAAAAACAGUGCUUGGCUCUGUUUCUGUCACUGUGGACUCUCCAGCUAGUGAUGCCAUUAUUGUGAGCUGGCAACCAGUUUCUGCUGCUGUACUAUACUCUGUAUCCCUUAUGAGAUCUGAUGGUCUGGGCAAUAGGUGGAAUGAAAACACAACUAGCACAUCUAUUAACUUCACCUCUCUAGAUCCAGGCACAGUCUAUACUAUUAAACUCAAUGCCUGGGAUGACCAGGGGAUUCCUGGAGAUGACAUCACAUUCAUCCAUCUCACACGCCCUGCAGCACCUUCUGAUGUGCAGAUGACAUUUAGCAAUGGAGGGUCAGAUGCUAUAUUUUCUGUAAUUGGAGCAGAUGCCACAACCAACUACACAGUUCAUCUUUUUACUGGAAAUACCAGCAUGAAUUGCUCAACUGUUUCAGCCUCCUGCACAGUCUACUCAUUGGAGUGUGGACUUGAAUAUGCAGUGUAUGUAGAAGCAAUAAAUGAAGCAGGGUCCAGCCUAUCUUCUAAAUCUUGGAACCUGAAAUCAGUUCCAUGUGCCCCCAGCGCGAUAACAGUUGCAAUAGAGGAGGCGGGGAACUUGUCAGUUUCGUGGACCACUGAGAACCUCUCUGAAUAUUAUGUGGUGUUUGUGAAAAGUGAUGAUGGACUGGAGGUUCAUUGUAACACAUCCCAGACUCACUGCUACUUUCCAGCGGACUGUGGAUUCAUCUAUUCCAUGAGUGUUUUUGCAUACAACAAGGCAGGGCAAAGUCCCCCCGGGGAGGUUUUCACCUACACUACAGCUCCGUGUUGCCCAAGUGAUUUCAGUGCGGAAUAUAAAUCCAGUGAUACGUUAGAGAUUGUGUGGUCCCCUGUCCGUGGUGCUGAACUCUACGAGACCAAAGCAGAUGAUGGGAAUAAUGUGAUACUUUGUAAUGACACAGCUACUCUUUGUACACUUUCUGGACUGCAGUGCAACACGCUGUUUAAUGUCACUGUGUAUUCCCUCAGUGAAUACAGGGGCAGCAACACGUCAUGUGCCUCAAAGUAUAUGAAGACAGCUCCAUGUAGUCCAGAAAUUACAAACAUCACCAAUAUAAAUGAAACAACUUUCACUGUGUACUGGAAUGCCAAUAACAAUGAUGCCUUAUACACGGUGACUGCCAAAGGAGAGGAUGGAUUUUGGGACUGCACAAGCGCCAACACCUACUGCUCACUGGGGGACCUUCCCUGUGGCUCACUUUACAUGGUCAGUGUGGUGGCAGAGUCCAUUGAAGGAACAAGCUUGCCAAGCUACAGCAUGCCUUUGGAAACAGCUCCAUGUUGCCCUGCUAAUCUCAGCGUACUCCAGGUCACGCAGUCUGUGACAAACAUCAGCUGGUCUCUGUCCAAGGGAGCGAAAACAUAUAAUUCAGUUCUGGUGUCCCCUAAAGGAGAGGCAAAGUGCCACACUCUUCAAAACCACUGCCUGCUUGGAUGUAUCACUUGUGGAACAAGCUACUCUGUAUCAAUAGAGGCUAUCAGUGAAACUGGCCUCACAUCUGUAUGCAACUAUCAUGGCUAUUCUUCAAGCGAAUGUUGCCCAUUUGGUGUUAAAUUGUUAUACAGCUCAUCCAACAAUGGGAUUCGUGUAUCUUGGCGAGCAUCGUCUGGACCAGGCAACUAUAGUGCCAGCUUGCAUGGGUCUAAAGGGAAUUUCACAUGCACUCCAAGCUCCAAUCUUAGUUACUGUGAUGUAACUGAGAUUCCAUGCGGAGACGUGUACACUGUAGUUGUUUCUCCAAUCACAGCAGGAGAAUCCCAGACCUUAUUUUGUCCUAAGAAAAUGUAUUCUGUGGCAUGUUCAGGAAAUUCCCUUGGAACGGUAAUCUACCGAGGCAAGAGAAGUAUCAGCUAGGGCUACCUUCAAGCAACAGAGCUUGUUAUGUGAAAUGAAGAUGGAAUAACUGACCGAACUGAAACAAGCCAGCAUUUUAAUCUCUGGAGAUAUAAAACUGUAAAACUUAAAAUGGGUUUUGGUUUAUAGGAAACAACAUUUAAUAGAUUCCCAUUAGUGAAGUGCAGUCAUGGUGCAGAGAUUGUAUGUUUACUACCUUAGUUAAAUAAUACAUUUAUGUCUCUCUGGAGCUCGCAGGCUUCUAAUAUGGCAUAGAAAGAACACUCUAGGUAAUAUUAACUGAAAAACCUCAGCACUCCUCAGGUUGUUUAAAUGAAGUUAUCUUUCUUUUAUGAACGUUGUGUUUGGGCAUUACAUGUCUAAACUCCAAUACAAAUUCUUCUUUCUCUCAAAAUAAUGAAACUAAUUUUGUUUCCUAUAAACCAAACUGACGACCUAACAUUUUCUGUUGCUUUAUUUAUAGAUUUAAUGAAAUAAACACAUUUGCAUAACA